Molecule: messenger RNA, 1106 nt
Organism: Aaosphaeria arxii CBS 175.79
Lineage: Eukaryota; Fungi; Ascomycota; Dothideomycetes; Pleosporales
Exons: 4
Coding region: 246-902 (218 amino acids)
Source: RefSeq, a predicted model, not a curated record
CUCUUCCCUAAUGGUGAUUAUCGCAAGCUAACAUGUCAUAGUCAAAUGGAUAUCUCGGGUCGGCAGUUCUGGCGUUGCAAAACCCAGAUUUUGUGUCCAAAUCCAGUAGCACGAGGGAUGUUAAGAGCCCCCUUUCCACUGAUGCCGAAAUCACGUACAACACCAUAUGGCGCUUCCUCGCUGUACGGGAUUAUGUCGACGUCAACCACAAUCUGACUGCAUGGGGCAAGACCCUUCUUGCGGUCAUGACUUCCCUGAAGGGAAAUGCUGACCUUGAAGAGGCUGCUCUUGCAGCUGUUGAGCUUCUUCGAUUGGGUGUCCUCAAUGCCGACCCUGCAAUGUUCCCCAAUUACAAUGGCGCGCCGAUACGCGGUGAGCCAAAGGACAGAGAAUUCAACCUGUUGCUUUCCCGUGUUGCUGGUUUACUUCCUCUCCACCAUAAGCCAAUUGGUUUCACAGGCCCUCUCAGCCAACAUCUACUCGGCUACAACUCGGUCAUCAACGUUGUCCGUCAAACCCUGCGAGAUCUUGUUGAAGCAAGUGCGACUCAAAUGUUGAUGGGCGGAUAUGCCAAACGUGAUAUCAAAAGCAUCCCAGCGCUUGCUAUCGAUUUACCAUUCCUUCUCCCUGUGAACUGUGCGCUCAGCGUCGCCAUGAAGUCUUAUCUCGAUGAGCUCCACAACCAGUCCGAGCCUACCUCAGCCAAGGCCAAGGAACAGGUCAGGGAAACUGUAUCAACACGCUAUUUCCCGCAAUCGGAAGACUUCGAUAACGAUCUUAAGCUAGCAUUCGAUCUCUGGGAUGCAGUUUUCCAAGGUGUCAAGACAAGCGGCAACCUUGUCAAGGAGUCCGAGAAGAAACAAUGGUCAGAGGCGGACGAAUGGUUGGCAUCUAUGCGAUGAACCAGCGGUGCAGAUUCAAUACAAAACCCUCACCAUCUCUCACACGAAGGCGAUACGAACCCCAACCUUGGGCUUGAGAAUUAGGUCUGCCAAGUUCUUACAGGCAUGCUUUGCUCCAUAGGAGAAGGCUGAUUCUUUUACAAGACAUGCUUGACAUCUAAAGCUUAAUUACAAGCGAAAGCAUAGCAACAUUGAAGCCAUAUG